CUCAGAGUGACAAUAAGAAACACGGUCCUCUACUGAAGACACGCAGCACUGAAGUGAUUGAUAAGGAUGAAGGGGCUUCUGCUCCUGUGUCUGAUCUUCUUCUGUGAAGGUCAAAGGUCAUCAGCCUGCCCUCACGGUUGCUCCUGUCAUGGCAGUCAGGUGGACUGCAGCGGCAGAUCUUUCACCUCCUCCUCGCUCCCCACUGGCUUCCCUGCCGGCACCACCGACCUCCGUCUCCAUAACAACCUGCUGACCCACCUCCCUAACGGGCUGCUGGACAACCUAAUUUCCUUCCAGUCAGUCUCCCUCCAUGGGAACCCAUGGGUGUGUGACUGCGGGGUCCUCUACCUGCGGGCCUGGCUGCUGCGUCAGCCUGCCAGCCAAGCAUCACACUUGGGCGUCAACUGCACCUCCCCUCCCAAUCUGAGAGGGAGGCUGGUGGUGUAUUUAUCCGAGGAGGAGGUCCUGGACUCAUGCUACUACUGGUACUGUGACCUGGCUUUGGCCUCGCAGGUGUGCCUGUUUAUAUUCGUGCUGGUGCAGGCGGUUCUGCUGGUGGCCAUUGUCAUGUUCAUGAGGAAGUUUGAGAGGAUGUCCAAGGAGGCGAGGAGGACCACAGAGGAGAGUUUCACGGCCGGGGAGGAUCAGAGGAGCAACGUCUACGUGUCUUUAAAGGAAAGCAGCAUCUGACUUUGAGCUGUGUUUGUGUGAUUGUAGAGAAGUAAAGAGAAGUAAAAUAUGUUUAUCAUUUGGACACUGGUGAGAAAAUGCCUGUCGGAUACUUUUAAGUCUCAGAUUAAGAUCACAAAGUUACUUUUCAUGCAGAAACAGGCGACAAAUUAAAGGACCAGUGCAGAUAAGAAUCACUAACAGGUUUAUUGCCAAGUCUGUCAGUGUAUUACAGUAUUAUGACUUUUUAAAGCUGUACCUAUGUUUUUUUAAUUCAACACACAAUUACAGUUAAAAACCUGAAUAAAACAGAAACAGGUUUAUUGCCAAGUUUUA
This is a messenger RNA of Scomber japonicus (chub mackerel), 1005 nucleotides long. RefSeq names its product glycoprotein Ib platelet subunit beta (gene gp1bb). The record is from RefSeq and is a predicted model, not a curated record. The transcript has 2 exons. NCBI's taxonomy places the organism in Eukaryota, Metazoa, Chordata, Actinopteri, Scombriformes, Scombridae. The coding region runs from base 67 to 690 and encodes 207 amino acids.